AUACAAACACAAUACAACCCAACGAAAGCCCCCUGGAAGAUUUUUGUGCUUAAGCGAAAUACUUUUUUGAAAUUGCAACAACAAAACCUUUGACGAAAAUUAAAUACGUCCACCCGACUAGCUUGACAUACCCCAAGUCCGCCACACUUUAAAUGUAGUGUUAUCAGCCCAUUUGGUGCCAUCUACUGACUGCCAAUCGGUUUGUGUGGCAGGCAAAAAAGUUUGAGCAAUGCUAUACGUAUCGUAGCGGUAAUCGAACAAAGUUACAGUUGCAGGGAAGAAAAGCCGCCUGUUAGGAUGGAAUCUCAUGUUUCUUGUUAUUUGAGUUUCAAGCGCAGAAUGUGUUACUAUUUUAUCGGUAAUAUAAUUUUCUUAGUUUAGAGAGAAUAAGAGGUUUAUCAUAGUUCUACGAAAAAUGGCAAUUCACAGGCUAUUACUUGUUUUGUCUUGAAAACCACUUCAAAAAAACCAAUUAAAAUAUUUCUGUUUUCAAACAAAAAAAAUCAUAAAUAAUUAAAACUUCUUCAAAUUUAAACUCGCGAAUGUUUACAUAAAAUUUGAUGUGAUAUAGACGUGCUCGAGAAGUCAAUAAACACUUGGCUAGCAAGAGUUUAACAACCGAAAAAAAUCGUUAAAAAAUGAAAGAUAGUUAGGGAAGUGAUGGGUUCUAUAUCUAGUGUUUGCACAAAAAAACGAAUCAUUGACGUGACAAGUCAACGGAUAUUCACUGAAGAAGAAGUCAAUGUUUUACGUCGACAAUGGCCUGUUAUGAUGACCAAUGUGGACCAAAAUGCUGUCAAUUUGUUUAUGAACUUGUUUACAAUCAAUCGAAACCUGAUGACGAAAUUCGACUUUGCGGCUGGCUACUACUUUGAUGCCGAAAAGACGUUGAACGAUGCUCGCUUGGUAUAUCACGUGAGGCGAGUGUAUCAACUAGUUGAUAUGAUCAUUGGUGCAUUGGAUGACCAAUUAAAGUACAAUGAGGUUAUGAAAAUGAUUGAAGGUAUUGGAGAAGUGCAUAUGAAAUAUAAAAUCCAUACAGUAGAUUUUGAGGAUUUCACUGAAGCGUUCUUAAUGAACUUAGCAGAAGUUCUAAGAGGCACCUUUGACGAGAAAUCAAAAACAAUAUGGCGAAAAUUGAUUACAGAGAUUGUCUUUCAUGUGGGAAGCUACAACAGAAAUGAUCAAUUAAGUCGAUCGUCUUUGAAUGGAAAAAGAUAGGCUGCUAUCGUAACAACGACUUUAAGAGUAAAGCAAAGCAGGAAGAACACUAGGCGAAAAGAUGAGUCACUGUUGACAAAGAUCGAGUUUCGAUCAAAUUUUUCUACUAAAGUUCUAGCUUUGAAUGAGUGAAAUAAAGACCUCAGCUGGAUGUAAAGAAAUGUAUUGUUUGCUUUGAUUGUAUUAGAAAACUCUGUUUAGAAACAACUUUUCAAAGAGAAUAAAUAACUAGCAGUAGAAUAGAUUUUAUAGAAAAUUUGUGUGACUGUAUUCACUGAAAUAUUCUUCUUACGUGUAAACAUUUUUUUUAAUAAAGAAAUAUUUUUCACAUAUAUAUACAAGCUUCGUGUUCUUAAGA
This is a messenger RNA of Hydractinia symbiolongicarpus, 1579 nucleotides long. RefSeq lists its product as uncharacterized. Gene Ontology annotation, molecular function: oxygen binding; heme binding. The transcript is spliced from 3 exons. The coding region runs from base 661 to 1221 and encodes 186 amino acids. The record is from RefSeq and is a predicted model, not a curated record. Lineage: Eukaryota; Metazoa; Cnidaria; Hydrozoa; Anthoathecata; Hydractiniidae.